UCCAUCUUGCGCCUGCGCUCCAAAAAGCCGAAGCACCACAUCACAGGUCACACGGAGACGGGGACGCAGGAUCGGCACCCCCCAUCUCCCUCCACACACCUUUCCCUCCACCGAGAGUCCACUCUCUCUACUCGCUGCUAGCAGCUCCGGACGCCUCCUCCGCCGCCGCCGCCGCCAAUAAUGGGCUCAGCUUCGUCAGAUGAUCUCCGGGAGCACCUGCUGGACGUGGACGGCGGCGCGGCGGCGGCGGCGGCGGAGCCCAAGAUACGGGUGCGCGGGCUGCGGCGCCGCGCCGAGUCCGCCGACGCCGCCACCGGCGAGGAGAUCCUCCGGGGCGUCCACCUGGACGUGCCGCGCGGGGUCGUCAUGGGCGUCAUCGGGCCCAGCGGCAGCGGCAAGUCCACGCUGCUCCGCGCGCUCAACCGCCUCUGGGAGCCCGCGCCCGGCGCCGUGCUCCUCGACGGCGCCGACAUCUGCGCCAUCGACGUCCUCACCCUGCGCCGCAAGGUCGGCAUGCUCUUCCAGACCCCCGCCAUGUUCGACGGAACCGUGGCUGACAACGUACGAUAUGGGCCACAGUUGCGCGGCAAGAAGCUCACUGAAGCCGAAGUGAAGAACCUGCUGAGCCUGGCCGAUCUGGACCCUGCUCUGUGCUCCAAGCCGGCGUCCGAGCUGUCGGUCGGACAGGCACAGCGCGUCGCCUUGGCACGGACCCUCGCCAACGACCCCGAGGUGCUCCUGCUGGAUGAGCCGACGAGCGCGCUGGACCCGAUCUCGACACAGAACAUCGAGGAGGCCAUCGUGCGGCUGAAGAAGACGAGGGGGCUCACCACGGUGAUCGUCUCCCACAGCGUGAAGCAGAUCCAGCGGAUCGCCGACCUGGUGUGCCUCGUCGUCGCCGGCGAGAUCGUGGAGGUGCUCGCGCCGUCAGAGCUGUCCGAUGCCAAGCACCCGAUGGCCAGGCGUUUCUUGGAGCUCAGCAGCUAAAGCCUGGUUGCAGCUUCGUUCAGGUUCCAUCACCUCAGAUGCUUUCUAGCUGUUCCGGAUUGGAAAGGAUCGGACGUGGUUAUCUUUCCAAUCUUUUCUGAUGUUCUACUUUGUUUUCCUGUAUACAAUCUGUUAAAGUAGCUUCUGACAGCUAAAAAGUGUAUGCAAGACAAACAUGUUCUUGGCGGAUUUGUUUUGUUUUUUUUUCUUGUCAA
Sorghum bicolor (sorghum) is the source of this 1202-nucleotide messenger RNA. RefSeq names its product protein STAR1. NCBI's taxonomy places the organism in Eukaryota, Viridiplantae, Streptophyta, Magnoliopsida, Poales, Poaceae. Bases 181 to 987 code for a protein of 268 amino acids. Gene Ontology annotation, cellular component: membrane. Gene Ontology annotation, biological process: phosphate ion transmembrane transport. The transcript has 4 exons. Gene Ontology annotation, molecular function: ATP binding; phosphate transmembrane transporter activity; ATP hydrolysis activity. The record is from RefSeq and is a predicted model, not a curated record.